Candidula unifasciata is the source of this 687-nucleotide messenger RNA. Lineage: Eukaryota; Metazoa; Mollusca; Gastropoda; Stylommatophora; Geomitridae. The record is from the annotation of a GenBank genome assembly.
AUGGCGGAGACUGCACAACGCUGGAUCCCACUUGAAUCUAAUCCUAAAGUGCUGAACAAGUAUGUUCACAACCUUGGAAUGGACUCCAGCUGGAAUUUUGUUGAUAUCUAUGGCCUUGAUCCUGACCUAUUAGCAGCCGUACCUAAACCAGUGGCUGCAGUUAUUUUAUUAUUUCCUGACACCAAGCCUGCAGAGCUGAUUGGGUACCUGCAACAAGACUUCCCUCCGGAUCUUUACUACACAAAACAAACAAUUGAGAAUGCCUGUGGGACCGUGGCUCUUGUGCAUGCGCUGGCAAACAACCAGAACCAAAUUAAGUUUGAUGAUACUAAACACUUCAAGACUUUUCUGGAGAUGACCAGUACUCUGAGUCCAGAUGAAAGGGCUAAAUUUUUGGAACAGGACAAUAAAAUGGGAACAGCACAUGAUGAUUGUGCUCUAGAAGGAGAAACACAGGCUCCUUCUGUGGAUGAGCGUGUGAAAUCCCAUUUCAUUGCUUUUGUCCAUUACAACGGACAGUUAUAUGAAUUAGAUGGCAGAAAAGAUGCACCUGUUGUACAUGGCAAAACUAGCCCCGACACUCUGUUGUUGGAUGUUGCUGAAGUGGUGAAAAAGUUCAUGGCCCGAGACCCGGACAAUGUCAAUUUCAACGUGAUGGCCCUGGUGCGUGGCGGCGAUGCAGAAUAG